GUGGUGCGCGCAGAACACGUACGCUUAAAUACACUUGUCUUUUUACCACUUCUCAGUUUCAAGUUCAAAAUGACUAUCUACUAUUCUCUUACUUUCCUCCUUUUGGCGGCUGAAAUGGUGACUUUCACUGGGCUAGUGAUACCUUUCCCCUUCGUUGUCCGCAAACGCGUCUUCACUUUCCUCUCUCAAAGCCCUAUAGUGGCUAAAGUUGCAUACGGGAUAAAAAUCAGCUUCAUAUUUGUCGGGAUUCUAUUCUUCGAUGCUUUACAACGCAUGUUCCGUAUCACUGCAGAAUCGGAUCUGGCUAAAACCCAACCGUCGGUCGGAGAUCUCAGGACAGAAACUAGUUUUGCUGCGAGAAAAUUCUACGCUCAGAGGAACGUGUAUCUUACUGGCUUCACACUAUUCCUCUCGCUUGUCCUCACACGCACCUUUGCCAUAAACCUCGAUCUCAUUCACACCCAGGAAGAAUACGCCAAACUGAAGAAGGCUAGCCCAUCCAGUGAUUCAGAUGCUGGAAAGAAGGCUCGUGAAUACGACGCGCUCAAGGCCAAGUUCGAUUCUCAGUCUAAAGAAUACAAUCAACUCGCAGACAAGUAUAACAAGGUCACCGGAGGCAAGGCCGACAAGAAGAAGGAUUAGAAUUCGUACGCGAGAAGCUUUGAAAGGUUACUGGAAGCAAUACCAGAAGGAUGUAUUUAUUUAAAAUCAUCGUCGGCUUUUUAGGUCACUUUGUAUAAAUCUGUAACCAAGAAGACGGUUAUGUUUGAAUGAUAUGUUCUAACAUC
Messenger RNA from Lentinula edodes (shiitake mushroom), 788 nucleotides. Its product is annotated as endoplasmic reticulum protein. Bases 70 to 642 code for a protein of 190 amino acids. The record is from RefSeq and is a predicted model, not a curated record. Gene Ontology annotation, cellular component: endoplasmic reticulum membrane; endoplasmic reticulum. Gene Ontology annotation, biological process: endoplasmic reticulum to Golgi vesicle-mediated transport; intracellular protein transport. NCBI's taxonomy places the organism in Eukaryota, Fungi, Basidiomycota, Agaricomycetes, Agaricales, Omphalotaceae. The transcript has 4 exons.